UAUUUGAGUAAAUAAAUGAAAAUGGAGAAUAACAAUGGCAUUUCUGUUAUUCUACCGGAAGCCGAGGUCAGUUAGCGGUCAAACUGGGUCAGCACCAUAAGUCCAUAACCAGAACACCGACCCAUCACCCAUAUCGGAGCCCCGAAUCCCCCCAACGCCCAGAAAACAAUUCUUACGCAAACUCAAUCCUCCUCCUCCUCCUUCAUUCUCGACUCUCUGUGCUCCUGCCCACGGUGGCACUGAUAAUAGAGUGUCGAACUGUAUCAGUUAAGCAACACAUGGAUGUAUAAUCAUCGGUUUGGUUUGCAUCGUACAGUCCAGUUUGUGCCCUGUUGUGUUAUUGAAGGUUCUUCUGCUUGAAAGGUUGUUCUUGAGGGGUCUUCGGGGAAUAGAGGACCCUUCAGGCUGGAAAAUUUUUGGGUUAGUUCGAAGCUUUUAGCCACAGCAAGAUAAGUUUUGUUGUAUAGGCGGUGGGUAUAACGAUUCUCGAUUUGCGGAACAUGCCAGCUGUACAAAAGCUUUAUAACGCUUGUAAAGCAUCACUUUCGCCUAAUGGACCGGUUUCAGAAGAUGCUCUCGAGAAAGUCUGUUCCCUACUGGACAAAAUCAAGCCUUCUGAUGUGGGUCUUGAGCAGGAAGCACAACUUGUGCGGAGUUGGAAUGGUACUCUGCAUGAUCGCAAUGGAGGAAUACGGUCACCCCCACCAAUCAAAUACCUGCACAUACAUGAAUGUGACAGCUUCUCUAUGGGGAUAUUUUGCAUGCCACCUUCCUCUAUCAUACCUUUACACAACCACCCUGGGAUGACCGUCUUAAGUAAGCUGGUAUAUGGUUCCUUUCACGUGAAAGCCUAUGAUUGGAUUGAUAUUCCAGGUCCUUCGGUUCCAACGGAAGGUACUAGACCGGCAAAGCUUGUUAAAGACUGUGACAUGACAGCUCCGUGUGGGACAACUGUUCUGUAUCCUACAUCUGGAGGCAACAUCCAUUGUUUCAAAGCCAUAAGUCCAUGUGCUAUUUUUGACAUCCUUUCUCCACCUUACUCUUCCGAGGAUGGACGACAUUGCACUUAUUUUCGAAGGUCUCCCAUAGGAGAUCUACCAGGUGAGCUUGAGGUGGAUGGAGUGACAUUCUCAGAUGUGACUUGGUUGGAAGAAGUUCAACCCCCCGAUGACUUUGUGGUCCGUAGAGGGCAAUACAGGGGCCGUGUCAUCAAAACUUGAAGUGGUUGAUUCUUUUGGUUCUAUCCAUCAACUCUUAUUACGCAUUCAGAUUAAUUAGUAAUGUCUCAGCCGAUGAGAAUAAUGACUUAUAUUGGUCGGAAAGUGGGGCAUUUGAGGUGUACAUAUCAUUAUACCAUACAUUAAUUUACUGACCUCACCUUAAAUUAGUUAAUGGUUAGACUGAGUAUAAACAAGUCCUCCGAAGUUUUGAUCGAUAACUAACCAGCUUGCUUACGCUUGUUAUGCGUGCUAUUCUGCUUCAUGACCAUUUGGGUCGAUAAUGAUGUACACAUAUAAUAUAUAGAAACCUCAAUCUCUGAGCAGGGAAGCUUGGCUUGUUUGAACUUGGUUCAAUUUUUCACAGGGUAGUUUGUCAAAUGAUGAGUCUAAAUUUUGUUUA
Nicotiana attenuata is the source of this 1620-nucleotide messenger RNA. Its product is annotated as plant cysteine oxidase 4-like. Lineage: Eukaryota; Viridiplantae; Streptophyta; Magnoliopsida; Solanales; Solanaceae. The record is from RefSeq and is a predicted model, not a curated record. The transcript has 6 exons. Bases 501 to 1220 code for a protein of 239 amino acids. Gene Ontology annotation, molecular function: oxidoreductase activity, acting on single donors with incorporation of molecular oxygen, incorporation of two atoms of oxygen.